CCGUCCGGGGACGCGGAGUCUCGAGGGGACGCGGCGGUUUAUUGCUACCAGGCGGAGGCCGGGGAGUGGCGCGAGCUGACGCGGCUGCCCGAGGGCGCGCCGGCGCGCGGCUGCGGUCUCUGCGUGCUCUUCAACUACCUCUUCGUGGCGGGCGGUGUGGCUCCCGCGGGUCCCGACGGCCGCGCGCGCCCCUCGGACCAGGUGUUUUGCUACAACCCGGCCACCGACAGCUGGAGUACCGUGCGACCGCUGCGCCAGGCGCGCUCGCAGGUGCAGCUGCUGGCCCUGGACGGACACCUGUACGCAGUGGGCGGCGAGUGCCUGCUCAGCGUGGAGCGCUAUGACCCGCGAGCAGACCGCUGGACCGCGGUGGCCCCGCUGCCCCGGGGCGCCUUCGCAGUGGCCCACGAGGCUGCCACUUGUAAUGGCGAGAUCUACGUGUCCGGGGGCUCGCUCUUCUACCGCCUGCUCAAGUACGACCCCCGACGUGAUGAGUGGCAGGAGUGUCCCUGCAGCAGCAGUCGAGAGCGCUCUGCUGACAUGGUGGCCCUGGACGGCUUCCUCUAUCGCUUUGACCUGUGCGGGAGCCGCGGUGACGCUCAGGCUGCAGUGGGUUCAGGUGGCGGGGUCAGCGUCUUCCGCUACCAUUGCCUGGCCAAGCAAUGGAGCCAGUGUGCCGUGCACCUGCGGCCCCCGGGCGCGCCAUCAGGCCUGCAGCCCUUCCGCUGCGCCGCCCUGGACGGUACCAUCUACUGUGUCAGCCGCGCGGGGACCUGGCGCUACGUGCCUUCUCAGGACACUGAGCCUGGCAGCGAAACGGGACCUGGUGGCAGCUUUGAGCCCGAACCCCUGGGAUCCCCUCUGGAUGUACGGGGCGUACUGUUUCCAUUUGUACUCAACCUGCCUGAGAAACCGGACCGCGGGGAGCAGGGAUCAGCAGCCUAGGGCAGGAUCAGCUGUACAAUUCCACUGUCCAGCAGCUGGGGCGGGGGCGCAAGAGAGUGGGCUGGGGAACCCCCCAGUGGGGAGGGAGGGCAAAGAGGGUGCAGGAAAGGAGGGAGCUAUAGAUAGGGCAGGCUGCUGGCCACAGCGCAUCAUGCAAAUGCUUUUGAGAGUAGAAGCUUCGCUGGUUCCGAAGACAUUCUUGCAAUGCUGUUUUAAGACCUGCUUUGCAGUGCUGGAUUCUCCCGUUGCUUCACUUGCUUAGUGGGGUCCAUGGCAUAAAGUUUGGGAUGAAUCAGAUAAUCCGAUGCCUAAGGGAAGAGGUAGAGGCCACCGAUGAAAUCAGGGGUGGGCAUGAGGUGUAAUGAGGAGCCUGCCCAGUCCCUGCUGCAAGGCUCUCAAGCCUGAAUGGGAUCCUAAAGUAGACCAGACGUCAACGCAAACUGCCGAGGGAAGAUCACAUUCCGCACUGAGGUUUAAAACCGUAACUUAUAAGAUCUACAUGACCUGAAAAGUUCUCUGUGUGAGACAUAACUUCAAGAGUAGUGUACUAAGUACUGAAGGUGAAACUUUGUUGACCAGCAUGGUUUCUAGUCCCAAGCGUACUGUGUCAAACCACAGACACACAAUCAGGCCUGUGUCUCAGAGCCGAGGCAUCCUUCGAGGCAACUGUGGAGAGGAUGUUAUUAGUGAGAGUGAUCAUCCGUCCUUGCUUAGAUUUGAAGCCUUUGGUGAUGAAAUGUUGUCAGGAAGCAUGCUGAGCAGGAAAGCAUGACCAGCAAGGGAGUCUUCCUAUUAAAAAGAACCUAGGAUCCAGGCUCUGCGCAUGUUCACCCACUUCCCCGGUUUAGACUAAGCAAGGGCAAGCUUCCCCACUCUAAGACAAGUUAAAAUCACAUGUUGACAGUUGCACGCUUUGGGCUCUCUACUUGGUUAUGUUUUGAAUGUGUCUUCUGUGAUUCUGAUGAGGGAGAUGAACCAUCUCCCUGGAAGGUGUGGAGGAGUGGUACCCUAAGGUGUAGGGCAAGGAGAAGCACAUGUGCUUUGAAUGUAGUUUAGCAAGUGUCGUUUACCUAACUUCUAAAAUACCCUAAUAGAAGUGAAAGGAAACUCAUACGUAGAUAAGGUUGCAAGGACCCAAACCAAAUCAGUUCAUGUUCCUCUCAUGUGUUAGGAUGCUGUACAUUUUGAGCGUAUACAGACAAGGCUUCCUAUUUAUUAAGACGUUAAGGACCAAAUGCAUGUUCCCAAAUAACUGGUUGAGAUUCCACAUCUGGCCCGUUGUUUUAUUGCAAGAGGGUCCCUACACAUUGAGAGUUUCUGGAGCGUAAUUAGAGGAAGCUCUGCAUGUACCAUGUCAUCCCCGUAGAAGUCGGUGCUUAGCUGGGGAUUGGUUAGGCUUUAGAGCUCUGAAAGGUCAUAGUGAGGAGUGUUUAGAAACAACCAGUUUGGUUAUUCUGCAUGACCCAGAGGAAUGGAGUUUACGGUUUCUGUUUAGAUGUUCCAGCGCUUUGUGCUUGCUCGUGAUUACUCAUAAACCAAGAGGAUGUCUUGGCAACUUGGUUAAUCAUCUUAGGAAAGAAAAACAGACUUCUUAUGCCUGGUUUUAUUGGUCUUUCUUAGGAGUGUCCUGGAGGAAGGGGAGCAAAGUGAAACAAUGUUACUCUUUAAACAAUGUUUAGAGAGAUGUACCUUUUAUGUUGUAGCUCUUUUUUUUUUUUAAAUGAAAUUGGUCUCUAUUUUCUUUCCUUCAGUACCAAACUUAUACAAUGCCAUUAUGUGGUUUUUGCCUGAGAAGUCAUUCCUCUGACGUUCCCUUUUGAAAUUUGGCCCCUUGAGUAGCAUGUCCCUGGAGAGGACAGAUGCACAUCAGAGGAGUCUUCCUGUGGGGACUAGCAUGCUGUUGUGCCCACGGAACACAAACAAAACCCAAGGAAGUCAAAAGAGUAAAUGUAUUAAUCUGUGAACCGUGAAAGAAAAAUUAGUUCAUUAAUCAUGAAUAGAUGUGUGGCCAAGCUGUUUUUGAGAGCAUAUAAAAUAUUUUAUAUCCUGUUUCUAAAUAGUGCCCCUUAUGAAACAAAUACUGCAGGCCCUGGCAUGUCUUAGCAACCAUGGGUUUUGUUCUUGGGCUCUGGGAGAUUUACUACCUAUCUGUCUUAGAUUCAUUUCAUGUUGACAUAAGCAACUUACGGGAGAGAGGGUUUAUUGUAGCUCAAAGUUCAGGUUACAGUCCCUCAAGCUGUGGCAGUCACAGGCCACGACCUUGAGGGAACAGGUGAUAUUGAUCUGCAGUCAAGAGACAGCCUUGAAUGCGCGUUACCAGCCAACUCCUUUUUCUACAUUGUGUACAUUCCCAGGACCCAGGCAGGAAAUGGUGUGGCCCACAGUGGACAGCUCUUUCCAUUUCAAUGAAUGCAAUCAAGGUUAACUCCUGACAGGCGUGCUUAGAGGCCCACCUUCUGGGUGAUUCUAGGUCCUAUCAGUUAGCAUUAACCUUAAUGCCUCCCACCCCCAACAAACAGAUGUGAACUCUGAAAGGUAUUGGUUUGGUAGUGAGGGGAGCAGGCAUCGCUGAGAUGUGCCUCCAGGGUGUGAACCAGGGUAAGUCCUUUCAUGUUCUACAUGCUGGUCACAUUCUGUCCCAAAGUCCACCUAGGAGGGUGGUUGGUGUGAGCACAGAUCUGACUAUCAGUUACAAGAAUAUGUUUGUGACACCCAUUUAUAAUCUCAGGACAGUAACCCUUGCACACUGACGCCCUGGGCGUUUGAAAGAACAGUGCUGCUUUAAGGGGAAAAUGAUCGACACACAAAAGAUUGACCUUUUGUUUGGCUGAUGGGUAAUUACAUUUGUGUUGCCAGGGUUCAUUUGGGAUCCUAGGCAACGAACUAAUGUUUCUCGGUUUUCUUUCUGUUUUGUACUUUGGCAUGGGACAAGCCCCACCUCUACUGCAGACUCUUGGCAGCUCUGCGGACUUGGAGUGCAGUGCUUUGGCUUCUAGAGAAAGGAUGGCAGGAGUUUCUGUAAUUCUAAGAAAAACGAACAUUGUGGAAAUUUGGUUGGCUGCUUAGUUUAAUUUCUUACCUGUGCUGGCUUUGCUAUUUCGACAAAACGCAAUGACCAGUGAUCUCUAGUAAUCCUGGUGAUGACUGUGCGAACCCUCAGCAAACUGUCCAAUGUUGAAAUCGAAUGCCUUUGAGGUGGUCUGCAGAAGUCAAGGUGAGGCGGGAUGUGAGCAUCUGGGAUGUCUUCGUGGGUGAUGGGAGCCCAAGCGUGCUUUAGCUUUGUGCCUCGGUUUAGUGCCUUCCCCAGGUUACAGUUUUCAUCUUGACUCUCAAACAAUACCACUGUCCCCUUUUAUUUUAUUUUAUUUUAUUUUUUGAUAUCGUUCACAAGGACGUAAUGACCCCAGCUAAAGGUGGAACCGUGCCAACACUUCAGCUGCAUCUGCACUUAUCCAAGCGACUUUGUCAUCCAUGUUCUGUCCACACCCGUGAAGAGGAGACUGUCCUGGCAGCAGCUUCACGUGGCUCUGUGGACAGGUUUGGGUUGAAGUAAAAGUCUAGGUGUAUUCUGAUGUGAGACUGCAGUGCACCCCCGCCCUCGUGCUCGGUAAAUCGCCCAACAGUACCUACUAACUAGCACGCACAUGCUGCCAUUUGGUAAAGAGCUGCCCCUGUUUAAGGGGAGGUCAGGCCAGCCGUUACUGGUUGUGUAGUUACUGUGCUAACGCUUGAGUUUUCUCCUAGGCAUAAAUGAUGUCAAACCCCUUUAUGUCUGUCACCUGCGCCAAGAUGAAAUAAACCAUGUGCCAGUGCUUCUGAAA
Molecule: messenger RNA, 4766 nt
Organism: Myodes glareolus (Bank vole)
Lineage: Eukaryota; Metazoa; Chordata; Mammalia; Rodentia; Cricetidae
Gene: Kbtbd11
Product: kelch repeat and BTB domain containing 11
Molecular function (GO): protein binding
Source: RefSeq, a predicted model, not a curated record